This is a messenger RNA of Thunnus maccoyii (southern bluefin tuna), 6170 nucleotides long. RefSeq names its product DNA replication helicase/nuclease 2 (gene dna2). Gene Ontology annotation, biological process: replication fork reversal. Lineage: Eukaryota; Metazoa; Chordata; Actinopteri; Scombriformes; Scombridae. Bases 304 to 4566 code for a protein of 1420 amino acids. The record is from RefSeq and is a predicted model, not a curated record. The transcript has 25 exons. Gene Ontology annotation, molecular function: 5'-flap endonuclease activity; single-stranded DNA helicase activity. Gene Ontology annotation, cellular component: cytoplasm.
GUCAUUUCCAUUGCGCGAAGUAGAAAAUUUGGCGCCUCAGACUUUUAAACUGCCUCCAAACACUGGAAGAGAAGAGAGCUGAAUGAUGAUCAAAAUGAGUACAAGCCCGCUGGUUUUAACGGGAGAAUAACGGUAGCUAACGUCGGACAGUUAGUGAACAGUCUCCUGCUUGUGGAGAUGCGGAGUCGUUUGAAAUUAAACAGAAUAAACUCUCUUCAGCUAGCUGUAGCUGAUGCCGGUGAUCCGUUGAUAAACAAACAUAUAUAAUUACACACACCUACCUGUGUUUUAACCUGAGCCACCAUGCACAGGACCAAACUGAGGAAACCCAAGGUGACCCCAGGAGGGCAGAAGAACAUCUCAACCUUCUUUUCCACUCAAAACCAGAAGGACUUAUCUUCCACAAAACUGUCAGUAACUGGCGUUGCUCUUGCCAAGACUGAGCCACAAAUCAAAGAUGAGGAAGUCUUUAUAUUCAGAGCCCAUUCUCCCUUAAAGAGGAGUAUCCUUGGGAGCCUUGAGAACAUCCUUCCCUCCUCACCAGAUCUCCUCCUCUCUGUGCCUGAGACCCCCAACAGUCAGAUUAGGCUCUCUUCCUCCAGAGAACCAGGUCAACUGAGCCCCCAGCCCAGCAGAGAGGUGGCGAGCCAGGGGAUGCUCGGCCAACUGUCCCCCAUCUGUCGAAGUCCCCGCUCCAAAGGGUCAAAUGUACGGAGAGUAAUUACAGAGGAGGGAGGAAGAGCCAAGAGGGAAGAGGGAUGUUCUGGCUCCUUGAAAAGACUCUUCAGCCCUCCUGAAGAGUCCCAAAAUGCCAAGAGACCAAAGACUGCCAAUCCACCGGCACAAAGAAUUCUGAGUCCCAUAGCUAACGGCAUAAAAGUAACAAGGCCUGUGAUUGGGCCUGUGAAGAAACCUCAGUUUUCCAGUGACCAGUCUGAGAGGUCGGAGGGUCAAAGCUUGGGGCUCGGUCCCUCCAGAGGCAGUGAAGUGGUCUUUAAUGACAACAGAAAGAACACGACGUUGCACAACAAGUCUCUGCACUCUUUGAGGGCGCAGACACAACAACAGGAGGAAAGAGAUAAAGAUGAGAGAGAUUCUGGUUUCACUGUGAUUACGGAGCAGAAGGCGGCUGAGGGGAGCGCCAGUGAAAGGCCAUGCGCUCGUCUGGAUAAGGACACUCACACUCUAACUGCCCACAUGCACAAACCCAGUGCACAAGCAGUCACACCUGCAUCGGAGAGGAGUACAGAGGAGAGAGAGGACGACCUAAACGAGAAAGGGGCUGCAAUAACAGCUGUGAUAUCAUCAAAUGGAGACAGAGGCAAUGUGACAUCAUCGGAUCAAGAGAAAACUGGAGGAAACGCAGGAGUGGCGUCAGCGUGUCGUGUAGAAGAGAUGAUGGACGAGAACUGGUUUGCAGAGCAGAUGGAUACCAGUGAAGGUCUCAACACGGAGGAUAAAUCCAAAAAAACCCGCAGAGUACCAGACCAUGUGAUCCUUUCUGGAGGCCCUAACAACCGCUACUGGGUUUUGGAUGUGGAGGAGAGGCCGGGUCACAAAAUACUGACUAUCUCAUGCUCUAAAUCUCUGCAUCCGACUGAGACGUGUCUGCUGAGAGAUGGAUGGGAGAUGACACCCGUUAGCCGUGGCAGUGUGGUGCAUCUGGAGGGCCACUGUGAUGAUGGAUCUUGGUUAGUGGACAGGGAGCAAGGCUUCCUGGUUUUACUUCCUGAUAGCCUAAUCUCAGGCACCAGUAUCUCGAGCUCCAUCCGCUGUAUGAGGCGUGCAGUACUGGGAGAUAUGUUCAAGAGUUUUGACGGUGGCUCAAAGCAGAUGCUGAACGGCACCAUGGUCCAUGAAGUCUUCCAGAGAGCAGCUACAGCUAAAGAUUUCUCUCUGGAGACCCUGUCUAAGCUGGCUGACCAGGUCCUGUGCAGUCCUCAGCACCUGGGAGACAUGUACAGUUUGGGUGUAUGUCAGGAAGAGAUGAAGCAGGAGCUGCAUGAUUAUCUGCCACCACUGGAGCAUUGGGCAAAGGAAUACCUCAGCUCACCAACACCAAAAGCCAUCAGCCUCAAAAUCCCUAGCAACGGUGGAGCUCCAAGCAGGUGGCAGGACCCGGCAACUGUUGUCACGGUUACAGAGCUGGCAGACAUUGAAGAGAACGUGUGGUCACCACAAUUUGGUCUGAAAGGGAAAAUUGAUGUGACAGCACAGGUUCGAAUCCAAAGACCACGAAACGGCAGUCACAAAACCCCAGAGGAGAAGACCGUCCCCCUGGAGCUGAAGACUGGAAGAGAGUCAAACUCGAUAGAGCAUCGCAGUCAGGUGAUUCUGUACACUAUGAUGAGUUUGGAGAGAUAUAAUCCUGCAGCUGGCUUCCUACUUUACCUCAAGACUGGCAACCUGCACCCUGUAGUGGCCAGCCACAUGGACCGCAGAGAGCUGCUGAAGUUGAGGAACACCUUGGUCCAUUACAUUCACAACUGUGUGACGAAAGAGGCUGAGCGAAGCCGUUUGGCUAGACUUCCUGACAUCCUGACAGACAGAAAAACCUGCCAGUAUUGUCCUCAGAGGAGAAACUGUGCCUUAUAUGAGAGGGCGCUGGAUAGUAGCUCUGCAGACACCUCAGAAGAUGUUGUGCGUGACUUCCUGCAGCAGGAGACUGGUCACCUGACUCCCUUACAGCUGAACUAUUUUUCCCAUUGGCUGUUGCUCUGCUGCCUUGAGGCUGCCACCAUGGAGACUAAGAACGGCCGAAAGCGUGUGUGGCUUCAGACGGUCGAGGAGAGUGAGAGGAAUGGAAGCUGUGUGGGGAAUCUGCGCCUCAGUGGCUCAGUGAUCGUCCAGUCUGAAGGGGUUUUCCUCCAUCGUUUCCAGCGAGGUAGUGUAGUCCCGCAGCAGGGUAUGGCCAGCGGCGGUCUGGCCAGCGGGGAUCGCAUUGUUCUUAGCGACCAGAAAGGUCGUUUUGUUGGCCUGGCAACAGGAUACCUGUGUGAGGUCAGCAGGACAUUGAUCAGCUGCACUCUGGACAGAGACCUGUCUAAGUUCAGUGGUGUUUCCUUUCGGGUGGACAGUGAUGAAGGUGUGGUGGGCCUCAGUACUCACCUCAGCAAUGUCUCCAGACUGAUGGAAAGCUGUCAGGACAGUGAUCGACUGAGGGAGUUGGUCGUUGACCUUCGUCCUCCAGAGUUUAUUUCCAACCUCAGUUCUGUUCUGCCCAGAGAAGCCAAAGACACUGUGGCCAACAUCCUCAAAGGUCUCAACAAGCCCCAGAAGCAGGCCAUGAAGAAGGUGUUGUUGUCUAAAGACUACACGCUGAUUGUCGGCAUGCCCGGCACAGGCAAAACCACAACCAUCUGCACCCUGGUUCGCAUCCUACAUGCAUGCGGGUUCAGCGUGCUGCUGACCAGCUACACUCACUCUGCGGUUGACAACAUCCUGUUGAAGCUCAAGCGUUUCCGGGUCGGAUUUCUGCGUCUGGGGCAGGGACAGAAGAUACAUCCAGACAUCCUGCCGUACACAGAGGAAAGUAUCAGGAGGAAAGGAGUUCACACUCUAUCAGAGCUGGAGCAGCUUUAUAACAAGGAGCUGGUAGUGGGAACUACCUGUAUGGGAAUCAAGCACCCCAUUUUUUCACGUCGCCGAUUCGAUUUCUGCAUCGUCGAUGAGGCGUCACAGAUCAGCCAGCCUAUCUGUCUGGGACCGCUGUUCUACACCAAGAGAUUUGUUCUGGUUGGAGAUCACCAACAACUGCCACCAAUAGUACAAAACCAGGAAGCAAGGUCUCUUGGGAUGGAUGAAAGUCUUUUUAAGCGACUAGAGUUUCAUAGUGAAGCAGUGGUUCAACUCAAUGUACAGUACCGGAUGAACAGACAGAUAAUGUCUCUCAGUAACUGUCUGAUGUAUGAAGGCCGGCUGGAGUGCGGAUCAGAGAGGACGGCAACAGCCCUGCUCACUCUGCCCUUCCUGCCCUCUGUCCAGUCGGAGCUUAGUUCCUUUUCUGAGAUUCAUCCCCAGCAGGACCUGGCAUGGAUACAGGCCACGCUGUUGCCUAGCAACCCCGUUUGCUUCCUGGAUUGCUCAAUGAUGUCAGCAUUGGAGUCAGUGGAGCAGGGAGGUGUAAGCAAUCACACUGAAGCUGCCCUCGUACACAUGCUACUUUCACUGCUGAUAAAGGCAGGCUGUAAGCCCAGUGAUAUAGGUGUUAUUGCCCCCUACAGACAGCAGUUAAAGAGUAUUACUGCUCUGCUGCAGUCCUCUGCUUUCAGCGGUGUAGAGGUGAAUACAGUCGACAGAUACCAAGGACGGGACAAGAGUGUAAUUGUGUUGUCUUUUGUCAGGAGCACUGCAGAGGAAGGAAAUCUAGGAGAGCUUUUGAAGGACUGGCGUCGCCUGAAUGUAGCCAUUACCAGGGCUAAACACAAACUGUUGAUGGUGGGCUCUGCCUCUACGCUACGACGCUACGCACCUGUGGAGAAACUACUCGAUCAUCUCCAGAAAGAGAACAUGAUUAUCCAGCUCCCUUUAGCUGCCCACAAGGCCUUGCCCAGCAUGCACCUGUGAUAGAAGCACAUGCCAGUGGCUGUGGACCACUCAACUGGGCACCACAUGAUCUGUCAGGAGGCUGUGAUCAAACAGAAGCUGCAAAAUACUUGUAUCCCAGCCUGAGGUACAACACAGCAGGCGUCUGUUCAGAAUCUAGCCGUUGCAGUCCUGUCCAUCGUUAAUCUGUCAUAUGUAUAUUGUGUAACUGGAUUACAUUAGUUAUACAGGACUAGGGUCUAAGAUAGAGGCCCUACUUCUGAUCUGUACUACACUGUUGAAACAUUGUGGGUUUUUAUAAUAGAGUAAUUAUACAGGAGAGCUUCUAUUAUACAAAGCACUUGUAAAUGAAUGUGUCUUUGUGUGUUAUGAUACUGAAAAUAAGCACAUGCCAUUCAGUAUAAUUCAACAGAACAUUUUGUCAGAUUGUUUGAUGGACAUUUUGGGUCCUACUGUAUUUAUUGAAAAGUAUUUAUACAGAGACAAGUAGAGAGGAGUUUGAAGCUGAAAAUCUAGACCUCAACAAGCUUUGUAAGCCAUUAUUGAGGCCACAACACUUGAAACGUUCCAGUUUUAAAGGUAUUCGUAAUUAAUGUGUAUGCUGUGAAACACUGAAAAGAAGAAGGAAGUGAGAUGCUAAACUGCUAAACUACACAAACCUGAACUGUGUCCAUCAGGUGGUCAUAUUUAGGGUACAAUCACACAGCUGAAAUGUGUUGAACUGACACUGAUGGAUUAUGGCACAGAGCAUCAAACCUCAACUUAGACUGGUCUCUCUUCACAAAGUUAGACCAAAUACCUCUGUCAACACACUGUGACAAUAUGUUAUGUUGGGUAUGAUUAUUGAUACUUUCACAAGUCUUGCGCACAUAAAACCGCAAGUCAUCAGUAAUGUGACUAUGGAGCCCAAACAGGUAGAUUUAUCCAUAGUUCAUUUCAUUCAGCUGAAACAAUAGUAACAGUCAGAUAAGCUCAGAAAGUUGUGUCUCUUAACUGUAAUACAGACUUUAAGACAAAUAAAAUCAAAUCAUCACUUGAAUGAGAAAGUGUGUCCAAACUUUUGACUGGUACUGUAUAUCACAAUAACUACAAUCCAAAAUGAUUAUAUCACUAUAUCUGUAUUGCAUAUUUUCCACCUCAAACCUCAACUUUGUUUUUAUAAAGAAUGAGGUGCCAGCUGAAGUGUGUCAUUUAUUUAGUAGUCCGGCUGUAGAUGACUGGACCACGAGAAAAAGAGACAUUUCUUAGCACAUCAACAGUACUUGAUCCCAACCUGUGGAAAAGAAACUACACUGACCAACAACAACAAAGAUGGAAAUUGAAGGAAAUGGAAACGGCAAGCUGGGAUAUGGUGUAUAAAUUAUUUAUUUCUGGUUUAAGAGCAUCAUGUUGUGUGUAACAGCAAAAAAACUCAGUGCUUUGAGUCAUCUGUCUCAUUCCUUUGUGUUUUUGCAGAACAGGCCAACAGACCUAAAGCUGCACUGAGGCAGAACAAUUACAGAGGAAACUACCUGGUAUCAUGAUAACCAGUUAAAACUCUUUACAGGCAACCACUAGAAACAAUAUUCUGCUCAAAUAAUUUGGAAAUGUAAUCUCCUGCUAAUAAACUACAGUAUGCUGAUUAA